CGCUCCACUUGCUGGUUGACAGUCUUCACACUCUGCAGGCUCCUGUGAACACCAGUGAGUCCAAAACAUUCAAGUGGAUAAACAGCAAGAAGAGAAAGAGCAUGUCAGGAACCAUUGUGAGAAGUCUUGCUCCCACAGUUAAAAAAAGUUCAACGAAAAAGAAGAGGCUUUGUUGAAAUAAAAAGUUUAAUUAACUUUUGGAAACAACAUAUAAGCAAUCCAGCAAAAACAAAUGCUCUAGAAAAUACUGCUCUAUGAUCUGAGGCUGCUGCGUGGCUUCUAGGAACCAGAAAACUGCAAGAGACCAGAACCAGGAAUGGCAAUAUUUAAGACAUGCUUGUCCAUCUUUGCCCUUCUCCUGACACUAACUAUUUUGGAAACAGGGAGCUUCAUUGAAUCUCCAAGUCAGGUUUUACCGAUUGAUGCGCCCUUAGCAUUCGCCUAUACUGCCUAUGCCAAGGGCCGGCCCUGUCACAGCCUUCAACACACAAAGCAAUUAUUUGAACCUGAACCCUAUCUGUUGUCUCAGGAACACAAUGAAGAAGAAUCAUUUCUGCCUCACACCAGGGAAAAAAGGAGUGUGGCUACAAACCAAUGGAAUUACACGCUUGAUAUUGUAUUGAAUGCCUCUGAUGUGGCAAUAAUUCAGCAGUUUCAGUCCUCUUUGAACAGUUUUCCCAUACAACUUGGUAACAACACAGAGAUCUCAGAAAUUACCUUUACAACAGUGUGUUCCUCGACUGCCACUGGCUUCCAGUGUAGAUGUGAGGACAAUUUUGCUUGGCCAUACAGCACAUGUGUCACAUAUGGAGCCUGUGAUUCCAUUGUUAGUGGCAUCUGUACAUGUAUUGAUGCUAUUCCAGCUGAUGGACAGUCCUGCCAGGCAAUAUCAGGGCUUCUGGCUCAGGUUGAGUACGAUGUGGAUGUUGAGCUGAAUUUUACUGAUAUUGGGACCGUGGACGUCCUUAGAAGCAUCCUGGAUGCCGGUGGCUUUUCCCUAGCCUUGGGUCCAACUGUGAACGUCACACACAUUACCAUCACCACAGUUUGUUACCCAAAUGGUACAAACUUCCAGUGCAGAUGUGAGGAACAGUAUGUGUGGUCAUUAAGCAACUGUAAUACAUAUGGAGCCUGUGAUGACAUCAUUGACAACACGUGUGGGUGUAUCAACAGUAUUCCUACCAAUGGACAAUACUGCGUGCCACAGACAGUACCUUUAGUAUUUUAUGAAUACCAGAUUAUUAUCGAGGUGAAUACCAGCGAUGCGGAUCAGCUGAGAAACGUCCUGAACAGUCUUCCUUUUCCUGUCCAGAUCAGCUCCUCAGUUAACAUAUUAGAUGCCAAUAUCACCACAGUUUGCAGCCAAGAUAACACUGGGUUUCAGUGCCGCUGUGAAAAUGACUAUCUUUGGCCGUGUGAUAAGUGUGACACCUAUGGGAAAUGUGAUGGUAAUACAAGCAACACAUGUGGAUGCAUCAAUGCCAUUCCUCCUGAUGGACAAUACUGCCAGCCUGCUGAUCAAUACAAUGUUACAGCUUGUCCUCUUAUAACAACUCCAUCACCAACAACUCUUCUUACAACUCCAUCACCAACAACUCUUCUUACAACUCCAUCACCAACAACUCUUCUUACAACUCCAUCACCAACAACUCCUCCUAUUCUCUUUGAAUACAUCAUUGUGGUUGAGUUGAACACCACAGAUGUCACUCUAAUAAAUCAACUGAGUACCAUUCUGAGAAGCAUCCGUUACCCCGUUAUCCUCAACAACGCACAAAUCCUUGAUGUAAACAUUUCUACAGUUUGCUCUCCGAGCAGUGCUGGUUACCAGUGCAGAUGUGAGGAUCAGUAUCGUUGGUCAUGUGACCAGUGUUUACAGUAUACAUCCUGUGACAACAUCACUGGUGACACAUGUGGAUGCAUCAAUGCCAUUCCUCCUGAUGGACAAUACUGCCAGCCUUCUGGUCAAAACAACAUUCCAGCUUGUAUUGCUACAACAACUCCACCUUCAACAACUCCACCUUCAACAACUCCUCCUUCAACAACUCCACCUUCAACAACUCCACCUUCAACAACUCCACAUUCAACAACUCCUCCUUCAACAACUCCACCUUCAACAACUCCACCUUCAACAACUCCACCCUUCAACAACUCCAACACCAACAACUCCACCUUCAACAAACUCCACCACCAACAACUCCACCUUCAACAACUCCACCACCAACAACUCCACCUUCAACAACUCCUCCACCAACAACUACUCCUUCAACAACUCCCUCCUCCUAUUCUCUUUGAAUACAUCAUUGUGGUUGAGUUGAACACCACAGAUGUCACUCUAAUAAAUCAACUGAGUACCAUUCUGAGAAGCAUCCGUUACCCCGUUAUCCUCAACAACGCACAAAUCCUUGAUGUAAACAUUUCUACAGUUUGCUCUCCGAGCAGUGCUGGUUACCAGUGCAGAUGUGAGGAUCAGUAUCGUUGGUCAUGUGACCAGUGUUUACAACAUUCCAGCUUGUAUUGCUACAAACAUCCACCUUCAACAACUCCACCUUCCAACAACUCCUCCCUUCAACAACUCCACCUUCAACAACUCCACCUUCAACACUCCACCUUGCAACAACUCCACCUUCAACAACGCCACCUUCAAACAACUCCUCCUUCAACACUCCUCCUUCAACAACUCCACCUUCAACAACCUCCACCUUCAACAACUCCCAUUCAACAACUCCUCCUUCAACACUCCACCUUCAACAACUCCACCUUCAAACAACUCACCUUCAACAACUCCACCACCAACAACUCCACCUUCAACAACUCCACCUUCAACAACUCCACCACCAACAACUCCACCACCAACAACUCCACCUUCAACAACUCCUCCACCAACAACUCCUCCUUCAACAACUCACAUUCCAGCUUGUAUUGCUACAACAACUCCACCUUCAACAACUCCACCUUCAACAACUCCACCUUCAACAACGCCACCGGCAACAACGCCGCCGGCAACAACGCCACCACCAACAAACGCCACCGGCAAACAACGCGGCCGACAACAAGGCCUACCACCAACAACGCCGCCGGCAACAACGCCGCCGGCAACCAACGUCCACCGGCAACAACGCCACCGGCAACAACGCCGCCGGCAACAACGCGGCCGGCAACAACGCCACCGGCAACAACGCCACCGACAACAACGCCACGGCAACAACGCGGCCGACAACAACGCACCGGCAAACAACGCGUCCGACAACAACGCCACCGGCAACAACGCCACCGGCAACAACGCCGCCGGCAACAACGCCGCCGGCAACAACGCGGCCGGCAACAAGCCGCCGCAACAACGCGGCCGACAACAACUCGGCCGACAACAACGCGGCCGACAACAACGCCACCGCAACAACGCGGCCGACAACAACGCCACCGGCAACAACUCCGACAACAACGCCACCGGCAACAACUCCACCGGCAACAACGCCCCGGCAAAACCCCGGCAACAACCCGCCGGCAACAACGCGGCCGGCAACAACGCCACCCGGCAACAACGCCACCGGCAACAACGCGGCCGGCAACAACGCCGCCGGCAACAACGCGGCCGACAACAACGCGGCCGACAACACGCCACCGGCAACAACGCGGCCGACAACAACGCCACCGGCAACAACGCCACCGGCAACAACGCCGCCGACAACAACGCCACCGGCAACAACGCGGCGACAACAAGGCCACCACCAACAACGCCGCCGGCAACAACGCCGCCGGCAACAACGCCACCGGCAACAACGCCGCCGGCAACAACGCGGCCGGCAACAACGCGGCCGGCAACAACGCACCGGCAACAACCGCCGGCAACAACGCGGCCGACAACAACGCGGCCGACAACAACGCGGCCGGCAACAACGCAGCCGGCAACAACGCGGCCGGCAACAAACGCACCGGCAACAACGCCACCGACAACAACGCACCGGCAACAACGCGGCCGACAACAACGCCACCUUCAACAACUCCACUCAACAACGCUUCAACAAACUCCUCCUUCAACAACUCUCCUUCAACACUCUCUUCAAACAACUCCUCCUUCAAACAACUCCCUCCUUCAACAACUCACUCCACCACCAACAACUCCACCUUCAACAACUCCACCACCAACAACUCCACCUUCAACAACUCCUCCUUCAACAACUCCACCACCAACAAACUCAACAAUGGCUGCAGUUGUGACCACUACAACAACCACAAUGUCUCCAACAACCACAAGGUCUAUAACAACCACAAUGUCUCCAACAACCACAAUGUCUCCAACAACCACAAGGUCUCCAACAACCACAAGGUCUCCAACAACCACAAGGUCUCCAACAACCACAAUGUCUCCAACAACCACAAGGUCUCCAACAACCACAAUGUCUCCAACAACCACAGUGUCUCCAACAACCACAAUGUCUCCAACAACCACAGUGUCUCCAACAACCACAAGGUCUCCAACAACCACAAUGUCUCCAACAACCACAAGGUCUCCAACAACCACAAUGUCUCCAACAACCACAAUGUCUCCAACAACCACAAUGUCUCCAACAACCACAAGGUCUAUAACAACCACAAGGUCUCCAACAACCACAAUGUCUCCAACAACCACAAGGUCUCCAACAACCACAAGGUCUCCAACAACCACAAUGUCUCCAACAACCACAAGGUCUCCAACAACCACAAGGUCUCCAACAACCACAAGGUCUCCAACAACCACAAGGUCUCCAACAACCACAAGGUCUCCAACAACCACAAUGUCUCCAACAACCACAAGGUCUCCAACAACCACAAGGUCUCCAACAACCACAAGGUCUCCAACAACCACAAUGUCUCCAACAACCACAAUGUCUCCAACAACCACAAUGUCUCCAACAACCACAAUGUCUCCAACAACCACAAGGUCUCCAACAACCACAAUGUCUCCAACAACCACAAUGUCUCCAACAACCACAGUGUCUCCAACAACCACAAGGUCUCCAACAACCACAAUGUCUCCAACAACCACAAUGUCUCCAACAACCACAGUGUCUCCAACAACCACAAGGUCUCCAACAACCACAAUGUCUCCAACAACCACAAGGUCUCCAACAACCACAAUGUCUCCAACAACCACAAUGUCUCCAACAACCACAAGGUCUCCAACAACCACAAUGUCUCCAACAACCACAAGUGCAAUUUAAACAAGGCGUUCACAGACACAUUGAAUGAUCCACAAAGUUCUGCAUACAACAAUCUUAAAAACACCAUGACUGAAGUGUUAAACACGGAGUAUGGAGGAAUCACAGGGUUUAUUGGUGUUUCUGUGACAGGAUUCAGAGAAGGAAGCAUAUUUGCUGAUUUUGUUGUUAAGACUACAGAGGUUAAAACAGCUGAAUUGGCUAAAGCAAAUAAAGAAUUUUCAGAAGCAGUAAACUCUAAUAUUGCCCCUGUCAUUGGCUCUGUCAUUGCAGUGUACAACAGUGAAGAUGAAUUAGGGUUUACCGCCCCAAAGUAUACUGGAAAUAGCAUGACACUGGUGUGCAAACCCAGCAACAUUAAUGUGGGACAAAUAAGUAGUGUUGAGUGGACAUUACGUGGAAGGGUAAUUAAGCAGCUUGGAAGGAGAACAAUAACUUUAAAUCCUAUAACAGGGUCUGUCCUAACAAUAAAGAAAGCCAUUCUUCUGGAUAUUGGACUUUACCAAUGCACUCUGAUGGGCGACGUAUUGCAGUUCAUACAAAAAAAGAAGGUGACUGGAAAUUAUAUCCAACAAGCUCCCAUCAUAGAAUCAAAGAGUCAAAUAAACGUUAGAUGUCUGGGGACAGAGGGACAAACAGAAUCACUUGAGUGUUGUGUGCAGUCCCCUUUUAAGGUGAACUGGUUUAAAGACUCACCUAAUCCUUUUGAUGCUGGUGUUACUGAAAAUGGAAAGCAAUUCUGUCGCACAUAUAAACGACCGCUAGGACAAUGCGGUGGAUCAACGUCACUAGAAUUUACUUGUAAGGUCGAUAAUCUCGAAUAUAGACGGGUAACAACAUUGAACAUUUUCGUAGAAUCUUUUACAUGUACAGACGCUGAUUAUGGGGAUGGACGACAAGGCGACAAAUCUAGUAAAGAAUGUCCUACAGGUCAAGAGGGGGAUAAGAUUGCGGAGUGUGAUGAUGGAGAGUGGAGAUUGUUAGAGGACACUUGCGUUAUCAAAGUAAUCAAUGAGUUGCUUGUUUCUUCAGAGGAGUUGCAGGUGAAGGAUGUCCCAGAUUUUGUGGAGGAUCUGAGUAAAGAUGUCAAAGAGGUGAAGAAGGAAGUAAGAGAGUCACCUAAUACCAUAUCAACUAUCGUGGAAAUCCUAGGCAACAUUGCAGAUUUCCCAACUCUGGUCGUCAAUCAACCUGUCAUAGAGAGUGUCCUUCAAACAGUUGAUGUCAUUAUUGGUGAUGAUUCAAGAGAGUCCUGGACAGUUCUGAAUGCAAACGAAAACAGCAACGCAAGCUCUGAUUUACUGGGUUCGAUGGAACUCCUCUCUGAUAGAAUAGUUGGGACAUUUACCUUUGAGACUGAUGCAAUCCUCCUCAACAGAAGCACCUUUGACGACUCGUUCUACCUAAAUCUGAACAGCAGCGUUGCCCUGGACAUUCCUAACACCGGCUUUCGCAACGUCUCUAUCACCACUAUUACUUUCUACACCCUAAAUAAUGUUAUGCCAGUACGGAACACCAGCCUCUUCAACACCAACACCAAUAACACUGACCCCAUUAAUGCCCUCAACACAGCUGUGGUGCUAAUCAAAGUAAAUGAAAAGAUUCAGAACGUUACUUUAAGCUACGCCAAGUUAAACACGACUCUGACGCAAGAUCCUCAGUGUGUAUUUUGGAACUUUACACUGUUUGACAACAGGGGUGCUUGGGAUAGUGACGGGUGUGAGUUUGUUUCCGAUAUAAAUGACACAGUAACCUGCAGAUGCGACCAUCUCACCUCAUUUUCAUUUCUGAUGUCAACUGGUAUCCCUGAAGACCUCGCAACAAUCUUGGAUCUAAUCACCUACGUUGGAGUUGGGAUCUCUAUGGCAAGUUUAGUUAUAUGUUUAAUUAUUGAAGGAUACGUUUGGAAAGCCAUAACUAAAAAUAGCACUGCCUUCAUGCGUCAUGUUUCCAUCAUUAACACUGCCCUCUCUCUGUUGAUCGCUGACAUCUGUUUUAUCAUCGGUGCCUUCAUUGCCGACAACCCAGCUGAAAACCCGGGACCCGGGAAGAGCUAUGAUGUUCCAGUUGAACCUUGCAGCACAGCAACAUUUUUUAUGCACUUUUUCUACCUUGCGCUGUUCUUUUGGAUGCUAGUUUCAGGCCUUCUGCUAUUUUACCGGACAGUCAUGGUCUUCUCCCACAUGUCCAAGUCAGUCAUGUUGGCUAUUGGCUUCUUAUUAGGCUACGGGUGCCCUCUGAUUAUAGCUGUUGUUACUGUUGCCGCCACAGCACCAGGAAAUGGAUACAUCAGGAGAAAAGAGGCUUGUUGGCUUAACUGGGAGCAAACAAGGGCCCUGUUGGCGUUUGUGAUACCUGCCUUAGCUAUAGUUUGUAUCAACAUAAUUAUCGUAAUCGUGGUCUUGUUCAAAAUGCUAAGAAGAGGCGUGGGAGACGCCGCCCAAAGAGAUGAAAGGCAUACGCUGGUGGUCAUUCUAAGGUGUGUGGCCAUUUUGACUCCUUUAUUUGGACUGACCUGGUCUUUAGGAGUGGGGACCAUGCUAGACUCAAGGAAUAGAGGACUCCACAUUGUCUUUGCACUCUUCAAUUCACUACAGGGUUUCUUCAUUUUAGUGUUUGGGACACUAUUCGAUUCAAAGAUCCGUUCUAUCCUCGCAAGAAAAUCGCCUACAACAAGCACAGGCUCCAAUACAACAAGAAGUACAAGUGGUGGAAUUUCCUCCACUGGACUGAACUGGUUCCAUCGACUGCGUGGAAGAAGAUACAUCUACCGUGUGUCAGAGACUGCAAACUCGGGCAGUGCUGGUGCGUCAGAGUCAUUCUCCAAUAUCUAAAUCAAUGCAUGGAACCGUACACAUUAUUUCAUUAGGGCUAUUUAUUCAAAAGAUCUGACAGUUAUUGUAGGAUUUUCAGCACAUAAUCAGAAACGAUGCAGUUUACUGGGAUGAUAUUGUAAGAGAUGGUGCAACAGACAUGGUUAGUUUUGAAAUCAGCGUAGUUUAGGUCUUACAGGCAGCAUUAAAAUAUGUUUGCAUUGUAAAGGUACUGUUCUGUUACUCAAAGCCCUAGGAAAGCAAGUGUGACACAACAUUGUGAAUGAAACUGUGAAAUUACAUUUUAUUUUGAAGUGUGAAAUGUAGUGGUGCUCUGAAUCAAUGACGUGCAAUGAUCAAUUAUUAUCUUAACUCUCGUAAUGUCCUCCCGAUUACUAUGCACCUUGUGCCCUCUGGGGUCAAAAAUGACCCCAUCUGGCUUGUCUGAUAUUUAGUGAAACAAUGAAUUAAUUUGACCAUAUUGUAUUGUGACUAUUUGUCUUAUCAGAGACUGGUAUAUGUCAAUGUUUAGUAAGGAUGCCCUUUUUGAAUAAUUUAUAUUUUUUGAAUGACAACACAUAAUCACACCUUGUGCCCUCUGGGGUCAUUUUUGACCCCGUCUUGCUUGACUGUUAUUUAAAGCAUAAAGUAUGAAAUGUCAAUACAUUUUGUGUUACACCUUUAGUUUUGCUUCAGUCCAACCCAUUACCACACAUGUUUCCCUUUGUUUUGGAAUUUAGGGCCAAAAGACCUUUUUUAUAUGAAAUUUUACCAUUUUCUGAGUUAAAAAAUAAAUGAAACUAUUUAAUAAUUUGAA
Trematomus bernacchii (emerald rockcod) is the source of this 8825-nucleotide messenger RNA. RefSeq lists its product as uncharacterized. The transcript is spliced from 32 exons. The record is from RefSeq and is a predicted model, not a curated record. The coding region runs from base 317 to 8029 and encodes 2570 amino acids. Gene Ontology annotation, cellular component: membrane. Lineage: Eukaryota; Metazoa; Chordata; Actinopteri; Perciformes; Nototheniidae. Gene Ontology annotation, biological process: cell surface receptor signaling pathway; G protein-coupled receptor signaling pathway. Gene Ontology annotation, molecular function: G protein-coupled receptor activity.